AAUUGGAAAGAGACGAAUACUACGAAAAUGCUGCUGCAAGCAGCAGCCAAGCUGCCGAUAUAACUGAAGUUUUCAACGAAAGAACUGAAGAAGGUGAUACUGGUACUGGUAGUGAUAAUGAAGUAGUCGAUUGA
Cetraspora pellucida is the source of this 134-nucleotide messenger RNA. The record is from the annotation of a GenBank genome assembly. Lineage: Eukaryota; Fungi; Glomeromycota; Glomeromycetes; Diversisporales; Gigasporaceae.